AUGCAGGUGUGGAUGGCUGAACAGCAGGGCCUGAACCUGCGCCCGCUGAUCCUACAGCUUCAGCCACAACAGGAAACACAGCAGAUCUCCUUUUACUGCAAAGUGUGCUUCCUCAUCCUGUCCUCUGCUGAGAGCUUCUACAAGCACUGCUCCUCUGUAGAGCACGCCCAGUUACUGCGACAGGACACCAGCGUCUGGUGGAGAAAACGUCCACCUCCUCACAGCAGACGGGCAGAAUUCUGGCUCUGUGACAGACCUGAAUCGUGUGAAUAUGGAGGAAAAUGUCCCAAAGCUCAUUCUAAAGAGGAGCUCCAGGAGUGGAUAAUGCGCACUGAAGAAGUGGACGAGAUCAGACAGAACAUUGAAGCUGAGGGCCUCAUGAGUUAUAACGAAAGACUCCUGCAGGAAUACAGAAGCUGCAGCAAUGAGGUCCACAUUAUGUCUGAGUAUGUCGACGACGUGUCCAUCUCUAGUGAUGAAGAUUUGACUUUAUAUUGUGAUCAGGUUCACACAAAGCUGCAGUGGAACUUCACAGUAGAAACAGAGAGGGCACUUGAGCAUGUGGCGUUGCUGAAGCAGGAGCCUGGAGCAUGCUUUUCUCUUGAAGACGGCACCAUUUGCAUCUAUUCAUCUGGUCCCAGCUUUUACACCGAUAACACCACUUACACAAUCCCUGUGUGUUUCACUUCAGAUGUGCCUGGCCUGUAUGAGCAGUGGCUUGUACUGGAGUUUGACAUUAGGCCUGUGUUGUUGAAAAAACUAAGAGUAGUGGUGGGUCAGCGCUCGACCGAUGAUUAUGAAGAGACGGCCGUAAAUGCUGCAGUCGCUCAAACGCUCGAACGCUGGCACUCGGGAAACAGACUGAUUGUCCAUUGUAUAAACCGGACUGAGGAACAAGAGGAACUACUGAAACGAUACAAACCACCACAAAUUAACUUUCAAUUCAAACCCGCCCUUAAUCUCCACACAGAACUGAGUCAUGAGAACUACAAGGAGCAGAUGCAUCAUUUUCUGUACAGUGAGGAGCGGGCAGAGGACCGAGCUGUGUCAAAGUUAAACAUAAGUGGAGAAAUGAGAGUCAAAGACCACAUCACACUGUGGGGCACAGGGGAGCGAGAGCUUUUUGGAGAGAUCUCUCUUCCCUUCAGUCUCACUGCAGGGACGGCUGAAGGCCUGGCUCUGCGGCGAAGCAUCCACUCAGCACUGAUCGCCCCUGCAUCUAGCACAGCAAACAGUAAAGUCUAUGAAGCCAUCAUUGUGCAGGACAAGACUUCUGAGAAUGUGUUGUAUUUGAAACUGUCAAAAAGGUGCUGUUCUGAGCUCGCACUUAAACGCAAUACAUCACUUGAGAUGGAGGUCCAGUUUCAGCUCAACCGUUACCACUUCUGCAGUCUGCACAAAGCUGUGGACCUACUUCCUGAUACAAGCAGAGUUCUUCCAGACCUUGAAAAUUGCACUGUUCCCACAAACAACAAUCAGUUUGACAAGUUGAACGCAAAACAACAAGAAGCAGUACGAUUCAUGAUGGGAAAGGCAGAUAAUCAGAAAUGUGUUGCUCCGUUGCUCAUUUAUGGCCCGUUCGGCACAGGAAAAACAUUCACCCUCGCUACAGCUGCAAUGGAGAUGUGUCAGCAACCCAACAACAAAGUUCUUAUCUGCACCCACACCAACAGUUCUGCAGAUUUGUAUGUGAGAGACCAUUUUCACAAAACAGACGCUAACAUUCGGCCACUUCGGGUCAAAGCGAACACAGACCGGGGACUAUGGGCCACAGAUGAGAUUACCUUGAAGUUCUGUUUUCUCAAUGAAGAUAAGAGCAAGUUUCUACCACCAACCAAAGCAAAGUUAGAUCAGCACAAUGUCAUUGUCGUCACCACAACUAUGGCACGCCAGCUGCACGACCUGAAGCUCCCAGAGGGUUACUUCAGCCACAUUCUGAUCGAUGAAGCCUCUCAGAUGUUGGAGUGUGAGGCUCUGUCAGCCCUUGGUCUUGCCGGAGCAAAGACACGAGUGGCCUUAGCAGGAGAUCACAUGCAGUUGGGACCAAAGCUUUUCUCUGUGGAAGACCACAAGCGUUCGGAUCACACUCUGCUUACACGCUUAUUCCACUUUUAUCAGAUCCACAAGGGCGAGUCUGCACGAAGGAGUCGAAUCAUACUGAGUGACAACUACCGUUCUACCAGAGAAAUUGUAGACUUUGUUUCUGCGCAUUUCUACUCUGGUAAAGGUGAUGUAAUCAAAUCCACGGAAGAAGUGCCUCCUCCUCCAAACGGCCACGCCCUCAGGUUCAGCCAUGUCCGAGGAGAGUGCCGCUUAGACAGAGAGACAGGCACAUGGUACAACAGCGAAGAAGCCGACAGAGUGGUCGAAGCUGUUAAGGAUCUACUUCGAGACUGGCCAUCAUCCUGGGGACCACAGUCUAUAUGUGUUCUAUCAGAGGGGUUUCAGGUCAAACAAAUAAGAAGGAAAAUGUCAAAUCAAGGCCUUAAUGAGGUGAACGUUCUCAAUCUUGCAAAUGUUCAAGGUUUGCAGUUUCGAGUGGUCAUUAUAUCUGCUGUGCACUCUUGUGACUCUCUUAAGGCCCUGUCUUGUCCCGAACUGUUCAACGAUUACAUAUGGACGAAGAUCCAGGCAGCUGCAGAAGCUGGUGAUACUGAUAGGUUGGUGGAUCUCAUCGCUGCUGAUGACAUCCACCCACAGCUGAGACCCCUCACUACUCAGUUCAGGAAGUGCUUAAAUAAAGCCUAUUAUAUUCGCUCCCUGUCGUCCCAGAGCGCAGAGGUGGGCCACUAUUCUCUCCAGUUACAGAGUUACACUCAGGCCUCCUCACCAAUACGACGUUACAUCGACAUAGUGCUGCAGAGACUGUUGCACUGCUCCAUACUGAAAAGUCAGGUUCCCUUCACCAGAGAGGAGAUUAGCAGUCUGUGCACUGACUAUGACCAAAAUGCAAAGAACGCCAGAGAUGCAAAGACAGAGCAGAUGCCCCCACAGACCACUGUGUACUCAGGGAAGAUUGAACAUGUGGUAGAAAUCAGCCUCCUGUUGAAGCCUGGAAACACUCUACGGGUCCAAAUGACCUGUGAGGUGCACAGGGGCUACUGGAGACCUGCCAUUCAGCUGGUGUGCAGAUAA
Messenger RNA from Knipowitschia caucasica, 3135 nucleotides. The record is from the annotation of a GenBank genome assembly. NCBI's taxonomy places the organism in Eukaryota, Metazoa, Chordata, Actinopteri, Gobiiformes, Gobiidae.